AUGAUCUUGACAUCGUUGGCAACCGUGACGUUUGUAUUAAUUACUGACGUCAUAGCAGAAGAGUGUAAAUUCAUCAAUUCGUGCUCGUGUAAGCUGAGCAAUGGUGGCGUGAUUGAUCUUUCUCCCUUAGCCAACACCGACGGUACCGCGAGGUUUGCCAAUGUUCUAGGGGAUGACUUGAACACCUACAGUUACAAUCCGUGUUUUGGUUUUACAGAAGAAAGUGACUGUACCGACGUAGCUUGUUGUCAGGAGUCUUAUAUGUUGUACUACAACUGCGGUACCCAAGAUUCAGCUUCAUUCAGCAUGCAAGGUAAUGACGUCACCAUAACUUACAAAGGAACGGGCACUGUUGAUCCAUUGGAGAGAACUAGUAAAGUGAAACUGAUUUGCACACCUGGGGGAAUAACGGACACACUCCAUGCGUACGGUAGUGCGGAUUUUUCAACAAACUACGAUUUCGAUUUGUCAUCAAAAUAUUGCUGCCCAAUUGAUGGUGGCAAUGGUGGUCUUAGUGCGGGUUCCGUUCUUUGUAUUAUUGCCGUCGUACUGGUAGUCGUCUACCUGAUUGGUGGAAUUCUAUUCAACAAAUUUAUUCGACACGCUGAAGGAAGUGACGUCAUCCCUAACAAACAAUUCUGGGCAGCCCUGCCUGCAUUAAUCAAGGACGGUUUCUUGUUUGCAAUCUCUCCGUGUAGAAAAGGCUCGAGUCCAUAUUCUUCUAUUGACUACUAG
This is a messenger RNA of Saccoglossus kowalevskii, 735 nucleotides long. RefSeq lists its product as uncharacterized. The record is from RefSeq and is a predicted model, not a curated record. NCBI's taxonomy places the organism in Eukaryota, Metazoa, Hemichordata, Enteropneusta, Harrimaniidae. Gene Ontology annotation, cellular component: trans-Golgi network.